Messenger RNA from Pyrgilauda ruficollis (rufous-necked snowfinch), 4209 nucleotides. RefSeq names its product protein O-GlcNAcase-like. The transcript has 18 exons. Lineage: Eukaryota; Metazoa; Chordata; Aves; Passeriformes; Passeridae. The record is from RefSeq and is a predicted model, not a curated record. Gene Ontology annotation, biological process: glycoprotein metabolic process. Bases 249 to 3650 code for a protein of 1133 amino acids. Gene Ontology annotation, molecular function: beta-N-acetylglucosaminidase activity.
CGCAGCCCGUGGGACAGACACAGCCACGAGCCAGAGAGCGGCUCAGAGCAGGGGGAACAAGGCAGAGCCUGACACUGCGGGCAGAGAGAAAGCAGAAGAUACCUUGAUGGCCAAUUGCCAUCACUGUCCAAGACAUAAUGGAUUUUCUGUGAGACUUCACAUUGCAUCUGCCAGAUCUGGAAGAGAAUUGAAGUGGCUGAAGGUUCUUCUCUUGCUAAAUCUCAGGUUUCUAUGGGAGACCAUGGUCAAUGGAUCAGAGGAAACUCCUCUUCCAAUGGCUGCAGCACCGGGGGCUGAACUGCUACAUGUACGCACCCAAGGAUGAGCUGAAGCACCGGCUGCUCUGGAGAGAGCCCUACACAGAGCAUGAGGCAGCCCGCAUGCGGUCUCUCAUCGAGGCUGCCCAAGAGCAGGGUGUGGAGUUUAUUUUCGCCGUUUCUGCUGGCCAGGACAUGGUGUUUUCCAGCGCUGGGGAUCGCCUCCUGCUGCAGCAAAAACUCAGGCAGGUGGCUGCCGUGGGGUGCCGCUCCUUCGCGCUGCUCUUCGACGACAUCGACCCCUGCAUGUGCCAAGCUGACAGAGAUGUCUUCCCCUCCCUGGCACAAGCUCAGGCCUCUGUGGCCAACGAGGUGUACCAGGAGCUGGGCCAACCCUCCAUCUUCCUCUUCUGCCCUACAGAAUAUUGCAGCUCGCUCUGCUCUCCCAGCCCCAGCCAGUCCUGCUACCUGCAGACCAUCGGCCAGGAGCUGCUCCCAGGGAUCGCUGUCAUCUGGACAGGCCCCAAGGUGGUGUCCCAGGAGCUCUCAGCAGAGCUGCUGGAGGAGGUGGAGGCUGUCCUGAGGCGCCGCCCCGUCAUCUGGGACAACCUCUACACCAACGACUACGACUGCAGGCGCGUCUUCCUGGGCCCCUACAUGGGCCGAGCUCCUGGCCUCACCUCCAGGCUCCAGGGGCUGCUCCUCAACCCCAACUGCGAGCUCCAGGCCAACUUCAUCCCCAUCCACACGCUGGGCACCUGGUUCCAGAGCGAGCUGGGCAGCUGUGCCCACCCUGACCGUGCAGGAAUGGAGGGAGCCCUGGAAGACAGCCAAGGUGCUCAGGAUGGAAGCUACAGCCCCCAGGAAGCCUUGGAGCUGGCUCUGCGUGACUGGGUGGCUGAGAUAAACCAGCAGGCUUUGGAGGCAGGAGGAAGGACCUCAGGACACCCCAGUGUCAGCCUCAAGGGAGGACCAAAGCUGCAGCCUGGCACGGCAGGAGGACAGGAGGUCACUCCCGACCCUCAGCUCCACAGCUCUGCUCCUGGUGGGGCACAUCAGCACAGCCCUGAGCCCUGUGGAGUGGCACCAGAGGAGGGGGACAGGGAGGUGACCUCAGAGCCUGAUCAGGACACUGGGAACAGGACACCCACGGGCCAUCAGCAGAGCCCUACAAGGGCUGGGGACCAGCUCGCCUCAGGGAGCUGUGAGCCCCCCUGUGCUGUGCCCAGCGUGGCUGGCAGUGCCCAGUCUGCAGGAGUCCCAGUGGCCACCAAGACCCUCCCCAGUCCAAGCCCCACCACGAGCUCCAGCAGUCAGAACGUUUCCUUGCCCACCAGGGAUGCCAGGACAGGGAAUGGCAGCCCCGUCCUGUCCCCCAGCAGCACCCGGCCUGAGGCCAUCAGGACUGAUGUGCCCCAGACACCCCCAGGACCUGGGGCUGGUGCCAGCCCUGCUGCCCCAGCCCCACUGACUGAUGAGGUUGGUGCCAGCCCUGGUCCCAUGGCACCAGUGACCCCAGAGGAGGCCGGGCCUGGCCCCAUGGCACCACUGCCCCCCAAGGAGGCCACAACCAGCUCCCCAGCACAGGUGACCCCAGAGGAGCCCAGGACCAGCCCCAUGGCACCAGUGACCCCAGAGGAGCCCAGGACCAACCCCAUGACCCCCAAAGAUGCCAGGACCAGCCCUACAGCAAAGAUGACCCCAGAGGAGGCCAGGACCAGUCCCAUGGCACCUGUGACCCCAGCGGAGGCCAGGACCAGCCCCACAUCCCAGGUGACCCCAGAGGAGGCCAGGACCAGCCCCACAGCCCAGGUGACCCCAGAGGAGGCCAGGACCAGUCCCAUGGCACCUGUGACCCCAGAGGAGGCUGAGUCUGGCCCCAUGACCUCCACGGAGGCCGGGACCAGCCCCACAACUCAGGUGACCCCAGAGGAGGCCAGGACCAGCCCCCCAUCCCAGGUGACCCCAGAGAAGGCUGAGUCUGACCCCAUGACUCCCAAAAAGGCCAGGACCAGCCCCCCAUCCCAGGUGACCCCCACGGAGGCCAGGACCAGCCCCCCAUCCCAGGUGACCCCCACGGAGGCCAGGACCAGCCUCACGGCACCGAUGACCCCAGAAGAGGCUGAGUCUGACCCCAUGGCACCAAUGACCCCAAAGGAGGCCAGAGCCAACCCCACAGCACCCCUGAGCCCAGAGGAGGCCGUGUCCAGCCCUACAGCACCCCUGAGCCUGGAGGAGGUGCGGAUGCUGGUGGAGCUCUUCUACCUGCCCUACCACCACGGGGCUCUGGCCCAGGAGCUCCUGGAGCACUUUCGGUGGCUGCGAGCAAACAGCCUCAGCGUGGGGGUCCCGGCCACGGCGCCCGAUGCCUGCGGGGGCAGGCGGUGGCGGGGCCGGGCUCAGUCCUUCCAGCUGCUCUGCGCACGGACGUGCCGCCUGCACAGCCGCUUGGUCAGCACGGCCAGCAGGGAGCUGCUCUACGACCUGCACCCCUACCUCUGGGACAUCCGCAACAUGCUGCUGGCCGCCGGUGCCUUCGUCCUGUGGCUGGAUGGUCACCUCCUGUGCGACCCUGACCCCAAGGGCACCUGGGGGAGCUGCUUUGGCUGGUGCCAGAGCAUCACUGCCCCCAUGCUGCUGGGCAGGGACGCCGAGCCCUGGGCGCGCCGUGGGGGCCUCUUUGGGGAGCUGCAGGCACUGCUGCCCGUGGGGAACAGCUGUGACCUGUUCUACCAUCCACCCCCGCUCUUCCCGUCCAGCCAGCUGUACCUGCUGCGCCCGCUGCUGCCCCUGGACAAGGGAGAGCUUUACCGCAUGUGCCGGGAGAGUUUGGACUGUGAUCCCAAAGUGGCAGAGAUCCUCGUGGCCCACCCGGAUCUCCUCGGUGACAGGCUCCUGGGCAGCUUCCUCAGCCUGAGCCCGGAGUACACCUUUGUGCUGGAGGAUGAGGAUGGCCCCUGUGGCUACGCAGCCGGAGCGCUCCACGCCGAAGGCUUCCUGCAGCAGCGAGACAGCAGCUGGCUGCCGGCCAUCCGGCACAAGUACCCCCCCGAGCUGGGCACAGCGGGGCCAGCUCUGGGACAGGAUGCCCUGGAGGAAGCAGUGCUCUUCUUCCACUCAGAGCCACUGGCAGUGCCCCAGCCCGUGCUGAGGCGCUUCCCCUCCCUGGUACAGCUGGGCACAGCCCCCCGUGUGCUGGAUGUGGGGGCCAGCCGCAGCCUGGCCCUCUGCCUGCUGAGUGCACUCAGAGCCAAUGGCUCACGGGGAGUGUUCUGCCAGGUCAGCGACGCCGACCGGCAGCAGCUGAGCUUCUACAGCAAGCUGGGCUUUGUCGCCCUGCCGGUGGCCUGGGGCAGCUCUCCCGGCUCUCAGCUCCUGGGACGUCUCCUCUGAUGGGGCACAGGGAGGCAGUGCCCCAGGCCAGGCUGGUUCCCAGGCCGGGCUGAACCCCCCAUCCCACACAGCAUCGGCCUGAGCAAGCGGGAGCAGAGGGGCACCUCGAGCAGGCCAGGUACACGUGAGAGGGGACAUAGGGACAAGCAGGAUGUCACUGGGAUGUGUGCAGGGCUGUCAGGUACCUGGGUAGCAGAGAGAUAUUGCUGCUGCUGAGGGGAUUUGGCCACCUCUGUGCCACCCCAGCUGCUGCUGUUUGCUGGGUGCCCAGGCCAGCAGAGCCUCAGGCCUGCAGGAGCUCGUGAGCAGCGUUUGGGUUUGUGAUCCUGGGGCACAGCACGGUGCCUUCGUGCCACGGGAGUGUCCCCAUCACGCAGGCUGGGCUGCCCAGCUCUCUCCAUCCCCUGUGUGGCCUGAGACUGGGCGGUCAGUGCUGGGGCUGGCUCUCGGCACUGAGGAUCUGCUUGUCUGUAUGGAUUGAUAUGGGAUGCGGUGAGGCAGCCUCUGUUUUUGUGCCUGGGGCCUGAGGGAAGCGCUGUCCUUGGCAAUAAAGCGUUUG